This is a messenger RNA of Medicago truncatula (barrel medic), 1866 nucleotides long. Its product is annotated as probable aspartyl protease At4g16563. NCBI's taxonomy places the organism in Eukaryota, Viridiplantae, Streptophyta, Magnoliopsida, Fabales, Fabaceae. The transcript has a single exon. The record is from RefSeq and is a predicted model, not a curated record. Bases 105 to 1514 code for a protein of 469 amino acids. Gene Ontology annotation, cellular component: extracellular region.
AAUGCAUUUAUAAACAGAAAUCCCAUAAUUCAUUUCAUUUCAUUCCAUUCUAUCUACACUUCUCAAAGGACACACACUCCCUCCACAAACACCCACCAUUUCCAAUGGCUUAUCCUAACAUUCUCUUUAUCCUUUCUCUUCUCUUUCCCCUCCUCACAUUCUCUUCUUCAAACCAAAACCCAAACACCAUUACCCUCCCUCUUUCCCCUCUAUUCACCAAAUCCCCAUCCUCAAAUCUCUUCAACUCUCUCAAAACCGCUGCUACAUCUUCUCUAACAAGAGCACACCACCUCAAAACCCCAAAAUCAAAUCACAACAAAUCCAAAUCCUCUCCCUCCACCAACACACAAAUUUUCUCCAAAAGCUAUGGUGGUUACUCAAUAAACCUCAAUUUUGGAACACCACCACAAACCUUAUCAUUUGUCCUAGACACAGGUAGCAGUCUUGUUUGGUCCCCAUGUACCUCUCGCUACCUCUGUUCCAAUUGCAACUUCCCAAACAUCAACCCAACAAAAAUCCCAGUUUUCAUCCCAAGAAACUCAUCAACCAACAAAAUCUUAGGCUGCACAAACCCCAAAUGCGGUUAUAUUUUCGGACCCGACAUCGAAUCUCGUUGCCAAGGUUGCAAUCCAAAUACACAAAACUGUAACAACAUCACUUGCCCUUCUUAUUUAGUGCAAUACGGUUUAGGUUUAACCGCUGGUGUCUUACUAUUAGAUAACCUCAAUUUUCCUGGCAAAACCGUAGCAAAUUUUCUCGUAGGUUGUUCCAUUGUAUCUGACAGACAACCCUCUGGCAUCGCUGGAUUUGGUCGUGGAGAAGAUUCUCUUCCAUCGCAAAUGGGUCUUAAAAGAUUCUCUUAUUGCUUACUUUCUCAUCAAUUUGACGACUCACCGGAAAAUAGUAACCUCGUUUUGCAAGUUUCUUCCACCGGCGAUAGAAAAACAAACGGAUUAAGCUACACACCGUUUCGAAACAACCCAUCAACGAACAACACUGCAUUUCUUGAAUACUAUUACGUGAAUCUACGUAGUGUCGUCAUCGGAGGAAAACGUGUUAAGAUUCCAGAAAUUGGAACCGACGGUAAUGGUGGCACUAUCGUUGAUUCUGGAUCAACGUUCACUUUCAUGGAACGUAAAAUCUACGAUUUGGUGGCAAAGGAGUUUGAAAAACAGCUUUCGAAUUUCACAAGAGCGAAAGAUAUUGAAGGUGAAUCAGGGUUGAGUCUCUGUUAUGAUUUCACCGGAGUGAAAACAGUGCCGUUUCCGGAGUUGGUGUUUCAGUUUAAGGGGGGUGCAAAAAUGAAGUUACCGAAUGACAAUUAUUUUUCUUUAGUUGGUGAUGGUGAGGUUGCUUGUUUGACUGUUAUAACUGACGGAGUUUCAGCACCGGAGAGAAGUGGUGGUCCGGCGAUUAUUUUGGGGAAUUAUCAGCAGCAGAAUUUUAACGUUGAGUAUGAUUUGGAAAAUGAAAGAUUUGGAUUUGGACCUCAAAGAUGUGAAAAAAGUGCAUAAUUUUUUAAGUUUUGAUCACAGAUUGGAAAUUAUACCGUUGCAUGUGAACAUGUGGUAGCUAAUUAAACGCCGGUGAAAAUGAAAUCACGAUGGUCAUCGAAUCUACGAUGCGGCGUGGCGGCUAAGUUUAUUAUUUAUGAUUUUUUUUUUUCUAUUGUUUAUGGGGGUCAAUGGUGUAAGCAUAAGAUUACCCUUGGCUUUGUUUUUUUUUUUAAUUAUUUACUUUUGCAUAAAGUUACCAAAAGUUAAUUUAAAUUUACAUAAAUAAAUAAAUGUAUGCUUACUCAUCGGUUUAUCAAAUCAAAUCAAGUAUAUAAAGUAGGAACAUGUAACAUUACUUUUGGUGUUUAAA